Messenger RNA from Aptenodytes forsteri (emperor penguin), 2538 nucleotides. RefSeq names its product discoidin, CUB and LCCL domain containing 1 (gene DCBLD1). The transcript has 14 exons. The record is from RefSeq and is a predicted model, not a curated record. Lineage: Eukaryota; Metazoa; Chordata; Aves; Sphenisciformes; Spheniscidae. The coding region runs from base 10 to 2034 and encodes 674 amino acids.
UGUGGGCACAUGGUGAUGUAUCAAGACAGCGGGACCCUGGCAUCCAAGAACUAUCCUGGGACAUACCCAAAUUACACUCUUUGCGAAAAGAAAAUCCAGGUGCCUCUGGGAAAACGCCUCAUCUUAAAAAUUGGAGACCUGGAUAUCGAAUCACAGAAAUGCGAAUCCAGCUACCUUACCAUCCAGAGCUCUUCAACAUUGCACGGGCCAUACUGUGGCAAUGUGAUGCCCAUCCCCAAAGAAAUCAUUCUGGAUAGCAAUGAAGCGACUAUUCACUUUGAGAGUGGAUCCCACGUGUCAGGACGAGGCUUUCUGUUGUCCUAUGCCAGUAGUGAUCAUCCAGAUCUAAUAACAUGUUUGGAACGAGCGAACCACUACACAAAGGCUGAAUACAGCAGAUACUGUCCUGCUGGCUGCAGAGACAUAGCAGGUGACAUUUCUGGGAAUAUCGGAGAAGGAUACAGAGAUACCUCGCUGCUGUGCAAGUCGGCGAUACAUGCAGGCGUUAUCGCAGACGAGCUGGGCGGUCAGAUCAGCGUCACCCAGCAGAAGGGCAUCAGCCGCUACGAAGGCGUCGUCGCCAACGGUGUCCCCUCGCACGAUGGCUCGCUGUCAGAUAAGCGGUUUAUAUUUACUUCAAAUGGCUGCAACAAAUCUCUAAGUCUGGAAGAGGGAUUCCUCUCCAAGACCCAGGUUACUGCAUCUUCCUACUGGGAGGAGACCAACGAAUUUGGGCAACUAUUCCAGUGGUCUCCCAACAAGGCUUGGCUUCAAGCCCCAGGAUUGGCUUGGGCCUCUAACCACAGCAGCAAUCGUGAAUGGUUGGAGAUAGACUUGGGAGAGAAGAAGAGAAUAACGGGGAUUAAGACCACUGGUUCUGGAUCCGUGACACUGAAUUUCAACUUUUACGUAAAGACAUUUACAAUGAACUAUAAAAAUAACAACUCGAAAUGGAGAACUUACAAAGGGAUUCUGAGCAAUGAAGAAAAGGUAUUCCAAGGCAACUCCAACGCUGGUGACAUAGUACGCAAUAACUUCAUCCCUCCAAUAGUGGCCCGUUACGUGCGAAUUAUCCCUCAGACUUGGAACCAAAGAAUAGCAUUGAAGCUCGAGCUGAUGGGCUGUCAAAUAAUGCAAGCUAAUAGUUCAUUUACGCAUUCAAUGUGGCAGAAACCAAGUCAGAGCACAGAAACCUCCCUUGGAAAAGAAGACAGGACUGUUACGGAGCCCAUCCCGUUGGAAGAAACUAACUUGGGCUUAAAGCUUACAGCUAUAAUUGUCCCCGUCCUCAUCGUGCUGUGUCUGUUCCUGUUCUCUGGAAUCUGUAUCUGUGCAGCCCUAAGAAAGCGAGAAGCCAAAGGACUUUCUUAUGGAUUAUCCAGUGCUCAGAAAUCAGGUUGUUGGAAACAAAUCAAGCAGCCCUUCACCAGACAUCAGUCAACUGAAUUUACCAUCAGCUAUAACAAUGAGAAGGAGACACCACAAAAACUAGAUCUGGUCACCAGUGACAUGGCAGAUUAUCAGCAGCCUCUCAUGAUCGGGACUGGGAUGGUAACACGGAAAGGAUCUACUUUUCGACCCAUGGACACCAAAGACGAGGGAAGAAGGGGGAGUUCAGAGUUCGAAAAUCACUAUCACUGUCCGCACAGAGCUAACCGGCACGAGUAUGCUCUGCCCCUGACCAGCCAAGAGCCCGAAUACGCCACCCCCAUCAUAGAGCGGCACAUAGCAAGAGAAAAUAAUUUUCCCUCUGAAAACGGCUACAACGUACCCGUCGUCUCAUCCCAGAAACACUCCCUUUCUGCCGGCAGCUUCUCUAGUUCGUGUAAGACCGAUACCAGGAACGGAGACUAUCAGACACCCCAGAGUGUCAUAAAAUACGACAAACCCAAAGUUAACGGUGUUCUGACCUCCGUGAGCUACAGCACGGACUACCAGAAACCUCAGCCCAAUGCCCUCGGGAGCGAGGGUUACUCAACGCCCAGAGACUGCCUAAAACCAAUAAGCCAGACAGCAAUGACAGCUCUCUUGUGAUCUGCCGAGCGGGAGAGAUGCGGUGCGCAGGAACGUCGCUGCACAGCUUUCUGAAGCGAAAACAGAGUUUGGAGGGACUCUGCUGCGGGAGGCAGAAGGCAAACAAGCCCUGUGUACAUAAUAUUGCAGUCUUGCUGGGUUCUGACAUCUGAAGAAAGCAUAUGCUGUUUAUCACUGUUUAUAGCGAGAGAGAUGUUAUCAGUGAAGACUGUACAUCUUAUUUUCUGUAACUGAUCUCAGUGCUCCAUUUGCAAUGUGUGCAAUUUGUACAUAGUUUUUAUUUAAGGAGAAUUUCUAAAGUUUUCUUUUCACCUGGGGGAUUGAAAGGAUUGCAGAAAUGCCGAUUUAAGAAAAACAGGCCGCCUUCUCCGUUUUUAUUUUACCUGCUGUUGUACUGGCAGCUGUAAAUGAUGUAUCUUACGGUUGUGGCAAUUCAUCUCCUUUCCUAUGAUAACUGAAUACAGGGCAUCACUGUAGUUCUUACUGGGAGGGCGGAAGAAGUAA